This is a messenger RNA of Manacus vitellinus (golden-collared manakin), 1924 nucleotides long. RefSeq names its product rhomboid like 3 (gene RHBDL3). The record is from RefSeq and is a predicted model, not a curated record. The transcript is spliced from 9 exons. Gene Ontology annotation, cellular component: membrane. The coding region runs from base 1 to 1332 and encodes 443 amino acids. Lineage: Eukaryota; Metazoa; Chordata; Aves; Passeriformes; Pipridae. Gene Ontology annotation, molecular function: serine-type endopeptidase activity; calcium ion binding.
AUGGGCAAGACUCAGCUGCAGCCCCGUGCCCUGUCACCGGGCACAGCAGGCCAGAUGUGGCCUGUGCACUGUGUGCUGGCUUUGGGGGAGGCCUCCUGCACCCAACUGCUGCACGUGGCCUUUGUCAGCACCUUCUGUGUGUUCACACCACCUACACCUUCCAGGGAGAGAGCUAGCUGUUCCUGCAGGCAGGCACUAAAGCAAGAGGAGAGCAGCUGGGAUGAAGCAGAAGUCAGGAAGCAGGCUGCAAUGUUCGAUCCUGACAACACUGGCUACAUCAGCACUGAGAAGUUCCGCUCCCUCCUCCAGAGACACGGCUCGGAGCUGGACCCCCACAAGCUGGAGGUGCUGCUGGCCCUGGCUGACAGCAACUCUGAGGGCAGGAUCUGCUACCAGGACUUCGUCAACCUGAUGAGCAACAAGAGGUCGAACAGUUUCCGCCAGGCCAUCCUGCAGGGGAACAGGAGGCUGUGCAGCAAGGCCCUGCUGGAGGAGACGGGGCUGAGCCUCUCGCAGAGGCUGAUCCGGCACGUGGCCUACGAGACUCUGCCGCGGGAGAUCGACCGCAAGUGGUACUACGACAGCUACACCUGCUGCCCCCCGCCCUGGUUCAUGAUCACCAUCACUAUUGUGGAGGUUGCCUUUUUUCUUUACAAUGGAGUGGUAUUAGACAGAUUUGUGCUGCAAGUCAGCCACCCCUUGUACCUGAAGAAUGCACUGCUGUACCAUCCCCAGCUCCGUGCUCAGGCUUGGAGGUACCUAACCUACAUAUUCAUGCAUGCAGGGAUAGAACACCUUGGACUCAACGUUGUCCUUCAGCUCCUGGUCGGGGUUCCCCUGGAGAUGGUGCACGGAGCGGCGAGGAUCAGCUUCGUGUACGUCGCAGGAGUUGUGGCAGGGUCCCUGGCAGUGUCAGUGGCUGACAUGAGGGCGCCGGUGGUGGGCUCCUCUGGAGGUGUGUAUGCUCUUGUCUCCGCUCACUUGGCCAAUAUAGUGAUGAACUGGUCUGGGAUGAAGUGCCAGUUCAAGCUGCUGCGCAUGGCUGUCGCCUUGAUCUGUAUGAGCUUUGAAUUCGGCAGAGCCGUGUGGCUGCGGUUCCACCCCUCGGCGUACCCGCCGUGCCCCCACCCCAGCUUCAUGGCCCACCUGGGAGGGGUCAUGGUGGGAAUCACCCUGGGAGUCGUCAUCCUGAGGAACUAUGAGCAGAGACUCCAAGAUCAGACUUUAUGGUGGAUCUUCCUUUCUAUUUAUGUCAUUUUUGUCUUGUUUGCCAUCUUCUGGAACAUUUUUGCCUACAGCCUGCUGGAUCUAAAGCUACCUCCCCCUCCCUGAAACCACGGGACAGAGAACUGGAGAGCGGAAAUCAUCUGUCAGCUGUGUGGCAUGAAUGGAGAUGGAGGAUCUAUUUUUGUGUUUAACUUAGGGGAGGAUGAUUCUUCUCAACACAAGCGUGUGCUGGAGGAGAUGCUUAAGGAUCUCAUGAAAGAAGGGGCUGAUCAGUUUGUCCACAAACCCAGCAGGUUCUGCAGUCCUGGCUGGCCGUGCCCUGUGGUUUGUGCCCUGCCCCUGGGCACUCACUGCCUGGACUGCUGGCACACAUCAACGUUCUGUAGGAGAUAUCUGUAUUUUCCAGGUCAGUGCUGGAAUUAGGGCCAAUUGCAGAGUGAAUCUCCUCACUGUUACUGGACACCAAAAGGGAAAAAGAGCAGACAUUUACUAAUUAGAGACUCACAUGGUACUCACAGGGCAGCUUGAGUCUGGUCUCUAUGGACACAUCUGACUGUUCAGCCAUACCAGUGCCACUGUCUAAUUACUUGAAUGGUUCUGAAGGUAUUUUAGCCUGUGGUGAAACUUGUCUUGCACAACUUUCAAAGGAAUCAGCAGAACUUGCUCACACAAAGUGAUGGAGACUGGGCUUCAACCA